Molecule: messenger RNA, 1011 nt
Organism: Clarias gariepinus (North African catfish)
Lineage: Eukaryota; Metazoa; Chordata; Actinopteri; Siluriformes; Clariidae
Product: class I histocompatibility antigen, F10 alpha chain-like
Exons: 5
Coding region: 1-1011 (336 amino acids)
Biological process (GO): immune response
Cellular component (GO): external side of plasma membrane
Source: RefSeq, a predicted model, not a curated record
AUGGGCAGCUCUCUGGGCUUGGCUCUGCACGGUCUCCGUGUGGGUUUGCAGGGUGGAGACCAGGUCCUGGGUUCUUCAGAUGUGAGAGAUACACACAGUUACCAGUACUUAUUCACUGGAGUCACACCAGGAAUAAACUUCCCAGAAUUCACUGCUGUUGGGAUGUUGGAUGGAGAGCAGAUCAACUACUAUGACAGUAACAUCAGGAAAUUCAUCAACAAAACAGACUGGAUAAAGAACGCUCAUGCUGAUGAUCCGGAUGUUUGGGACAAAUACAGCCAGAAGCUGCAGAUCGAACAGGAAGAGUUCAAGCAUGAAGUGAAGACAUUAAUGCAACUCUUCAAUCACACUGAAGGAGUUCACACAUGGCAGUGGAUGGUUGGCUGUAACCUUACUGAUAAUGGCUCCUUUUACCAGUUUGGUUAUGAUGGAGAAGAUUUCAUCAGUCGGGAUGUGAAAGCUGAAACCUGGACUGCAGCUAAACCUCAGGCUGUGACCACCAAACUCAUUUGGGAGUCUGAUGAUUUUUAUAAGAAGCAGGUUAAUAACUACCUGAAGAUUGAGUGUAUUGACUGGUUAAAAAUGUACGUGACUUAUGGCAAUGCGACUCUGGAGAGAAGAGUUCGGCCCGAGGUGUCAGUGUUCCAAAAACACUCAUCUUCUCCAGAGGUGGUGUGUCACGCUACAGGUUUCUUCCCCAAAGCAGUGAUGAUCACCUGGCAGAAGGACGGAGAGGACGAGCAUGAGGACGUGGAGCUCAGAGAGACGUUACCCAACCAGGAUGGAAGCUUCCAGAAGAGAAUCAUUCUGAAAGUCCCAGCUGAGGAGCUGCAGAAACACAACUACACCUGCGUGGUUCAGCACAGCAGCUUGGAGAAGGAGUUAGUGCUGAAUGUGAGCCAGUGUCGGAUCUUGACAGGUAGAGCACGACCUGCUAUCAUCAUCAUCAUCAUCAUCAUUAUUGCAGCCAUGGUUUUCAUUGCUUAUUGCACAAGAGGACAGUGCAGGUAG